Alternaria atra is the source of this 888-nucleotide messenger RNA. RefSeq lists its product as uncharacterized. The coding region runs from base 1 to 888 and encodes 295 amino acids. The transcript is spliced from 2 exons. The record is from RefSeq and is a predicted model, not a curated record. Lineage: Eukaryota; Fungi; Ascomycota; Dothideomycetes; Pleosporales; Pleosporaceae. Gene Ontology annotation, molecular function: oxidoreductase activity.
AUGUCUAUCAAGAACGUAAUUAUCAUUGGAGCGGGCGGCAACCUCGGACCCUCUAUCUUGGAUGCAUUCCUCAAAGAGUCCUCCUUCAACACAACCGUCCUUUCUCGCCAGGGCUCCAAAUCUACCUUUUCUUCAGGUGUCAAGGUUAUCCGCGCAGAUUACGAUUCCCUCGACAGCUUAAAAGAGGCAUUCCAGGGCCAAGAUGCUGUCAUCUCACUCGUCGGCGGUACGGCACUGGGCGACCAAAACAAGUUGAUCGAUGCCGCCAUCGCAGCGGGAGUGAAGCGCUUUGUCCCCUCAGAGUACGGAAGCAACACACCUGACAAGCGUACUCGCGACAUUGUACCCGUCUUUGAGGCCAAGUUCAACACAGUCAAUUACCUCAAGAGCAAGGAGAAGGAGAUCAGCUGGACCAGCAUUGUCACUGGUCCCUUCUUUGAUUGGGGCCUCAAGGUCGGUUUCCUAGGCUUUGACGGCAAAUCCAAGACUGCCACUCUUUUCGAUGAUGGCGAGGCCGUCUUCUCAGCUACCAAUCUCCACCAAAUUGGUGUUACAAGUGUAAAAGCACUUGAGCACGCAGACUUGACUAAGAACCAAUACGUCUACGUCAGCGGGUUUCAGACGACACAGAACGAGGUCCUGGCUGCAGCAGAGAAAGUCACUGGCGCGAAGUGGACUGUCAACAAGGCCAGCGCGAAGGAGCAUAUUGAGCAGGGGCGUACUAAGCUCCAAUCGGGAGACUACAUAGGCAUCAUGUUCCUUAUUCAGGGUGCUACGUUUUCCAAAGACCAGCAGCUGGGCGACUUCUCAUCCGAGGGCUUGUGGAAUGAGAAGCUGGGUGUACCCAAGGAGGGUCUUGAGGAGACUAUCAAGGCUGUAUGGGGUUGA